UCUGGUCAGACGUACCUUACCAAUCACUCCGCAGAUCUUCUGUAUAAAUCGGUGAAAACAUAGAAAAGCGUUCUAAUUUUGUGUAGUAAAUCUAGGAACAUUUAUGUGGCAUCAUGACGUGGGAACAUCUAGAACGUGGAAGCUCACCAGUGGAUUGGUGCGAGGGCAACUACCUCGUAUCACCGGAUAUUGCAGAAUUUGUUAAUACGAUAAGCAAUGUUCUGUUCCUGCUUGGUCCACCGUUUCUCAUCUACUUGUUUAAGGAUUACGGCAAGUUCAUACAACCGGCCAUUCAUCUGAUCUGGGUACUGCUGAUAGUGGUCGGUCUUUCAUCGGCCUACUUCCACGCGACGCUUAGCCUGCUUGGCCAGCUGUUGGACGAGCUGACCAUUCUGUGGGUAUUUAUGGCUACGCUGAGUCUCUUCUGUCCACGGCGCCAUUUCCCCAGAAUCUUUAAGCGAUCGAGAAAACGAUUCUGCUUGUCGAUGACAAUAUUUUCCAUUGCGGCCACGGCACUUUCAUUUUGCCAUCCGGCCAUAAAUGCGUUCGCGCUCAUGUUUCUAGCCAUACCAGCGACCUACUUGCUGUACCAGGAGCUGAAAAUCGUGCAAGAUAAACGUGUGUAUCGGCUCGGUGUACGUAACACCACCAUCCUGGUGAUGGCUAUCGUUUGCUGGAUUAACGAUCGCAUGUUCUGUGAUGCCUGGUCGUCGAUGAACUUUCCGUACCUGCACGGUUUCUGGCACAUUCUCAUCUUCAUCUCCGCCUAUCCGGCCUGCGUACUGUUUGCCUACUUUUUCGUCAACGACGAACGGCCCGAAAGUCGCCCCACGCUUAAGUAUUGGCCACGGAACGAUUUCGAACUGGGUAUACCGUACGUGUCGAUCAAUUAUGACAAAAAGUUUGAUGAUCCUAUUUAAACGUUGUGAAUGAACUUUAUGUAGCGCUCUUUCUCUCUCUAUGCAUGCCAAAAGAAUUUCUCUUCAUACAUUCAUUACGUAGCACAUGGUUUGAUCGAUCAUCGAUACGCAGGAAUAGUAAGAGGUUUUUGUAAACGUACCAAAAAACGAAAACAGAACGCUUUACACACAUGAUUUUAUCACAGCAAGAGCGGUAAAGGAAUUGAGUUUGUUUGCAAGCGGGUUUCGUUCCAGUUGCCACAUACGUACGACGGAUUGUUGAUAAACGUGUACAUAGAAAACAGUACCAUAUUCGGAGGGUAUUUAGUUCAAAACAACGAGGAGUGAUACUAGAACUAUGAUUUUAAUCGUUGCUGUAGUGCGACAGUGUGAUAGAAAGAGGCAAUUUCGAAUUAUUUAUAUUAUCGCUCGGGUGUUGCAUCGAUUCGAUAAACGCAAGGGUUUUAAAAUAAAGCAGUGCUAGGAUGUAUGCUCAAUUGGAAACAAUUUUAUUA
Molecule: messenger RNA, 1414 nt
Organism: Anopheles moucheti
Lineage: Eukaryota; Metazoa; Arthropoda; Insecta; Diptera; Culicidae
Gene: bwa
Product: alkaline ceramidase
Exons: 4
Coding region: 114-920 (268 amino acids)
Biological process (GO): ceramide metabolic process
Cellular component (GO): membrane
Molecular function (GO): hydrolase activity, acting on carbon-nitrogen (but not peptide) bonds, in linear amides
Source: RefSeq, a predicted model, not a curated record